Molecule: messenger RNA, 311 nt
Organism: Ambispora gerdemannii
Lineage: Eukaryota; Fungi; Glomeromycota; Glomeromycetes; Archaeosporales; Ambisporaceae
Source: the annotation of a GenBank genome assembly
AAGUGGUUGAGAAAAUUUCUUUAUCCGAAGUUGUCGAUUAUGUCACCAGCAAAGCUGCUAAUCUUGAGCACGAUGAUAUGCUAUCCUUCAAUCUUUGCGUUGAGCUUGAUAAUGUAUUGGUUACUGCACAUGAUGCAAAAAAUAUGGUAAAGUUAAUAGUGGACGAGAUCGAGGGAUUUGAUGGAUAUGAUUGGGUAUUCACAACUGGACCUGAAAUGUUAUUAUGCCAUUAUGAACAUGAAAAACCUGUCGAUAUUACUACCCCACCGGAAGUAAAGCACGAAAUUAUGCAAAAUCUUCAUAUGGAUCCU